AUGACUGUGCGAGUAAGCCGACUUGAAGAGAUGGAACGAAGGCGAGAAGACAGCUCACCCAGUGCUGAAAACAAAGUCAACAAUCCUAAAAGCGAAUCCCAGUCAAGGCCCGAAAAGAAAUCUCAAACUACGGAGAAUACCAAGACGGUCGCCCAAGCCGAUGCAGAGCUUCGCGAACGCCUCGAGAAGAUGUCCGGAGAAGGGGAGCAUCCGGAAUUGAAUAUGAAGACGGUCAACCGAGUGCAAUGA
Messenger RNA from Penicillium maclennaniae, 249 nucleotides. RefSeq lists its product as uncharacterized. The coding region runs from base 1 to 249 and encodes 82 amino acids. NCBI's taxonomy places the organism in Eukaryota, Fungi, Ascomycota, Eurotiomycetes, Eurotiales, Aspergillaceae. The record is from RefSeq and is a predicted model, not a curated record. The transcript has 2 exons.